CCUUAAGACUGCCUUGAACUGACCGCGUCUACAGCUGCGUCUAUUCGUGGGCUUUCAAAGGGACCACCCCAAACUUGCCACGAGACGGGACUAUGGGGUCUGGGCUGGCAGAAGCAUCUACCCUAUUUUUAGGGUCAGAUAAUUUUGCACGGAUUGUUAUCGCCACUGCCGCGACGGUGGGCACCCUGCCUGUUCCACCUCAAGAAUGCCCCAGCGAAAUGUUACAUUACGACCGCGUGUUCACGGAGAUGCUGGCAGAGCUCGAAGCGGCGGGGCGACGAAUGCCUGCGGGCCAGAACGUACCGAGUGGGCCCCAGACGCGCGGGGCUCCCCUCGCCAGCAUGAUUCCGACGCCGAUGCAUCCACACAUGACGUCACCCCACGAAACGCAGCAGUAUAAGCGGACGCCGUCGCAGACGCAACUCACAGGCGCGGCGCCAGCGCCAGCGCCCGUGUCAGUGGGGCCGCAAGCGCCGGGGCCAGCGGCUGAGCCGCUGGCAGCGUCGGCCGCACAGGUGCAGGCGCAGGCGCUGGCCAGCGCACAGGCACAUGCUCAGGCGCAUGCCCAGUUGAUUGUGCACAUGCAGUCGCAGGCGCUUGCUCAGAUGCAGGCGCAGCAGUUGCACGCACAAGUACCGACGCCCGCGCAGAUGUACGCUCAAGGGCAGACGCAGGCGCAGAUGGACCCCGAGAAGUAUCAGGCCUAUAUGCGCCAACAACUGCAUAAGCAGCAGCAGCAGCUGCAACAUAUGCAGGGCAUGAGCAGCUUCUUGGCUGCGGCCAUCGGCGCACACCACCACCAACAACAACUCCAACAGGGCGCUGCCGCGCGUAGUGCGCCCAGCGCCAGCGCGGCCGGGGCAGCUCAGACUACAAUCACCACCCUGCAGCAGCUGCCGGGCGACGCCGCAAUCCCGCCCCCCGGCCCGCGUCCAGCCGCACCGCCGCCGCUGCCGGCAGUGAUCACGGGUAUCGCGCACAGUGCCACCACUGCCGCAGCGUCGCAGAGGCCAAGCCCCUCUGUGGCGCCGCCUCCGCCCGCCUACACAGUCACCUCUCAGCCCUUCUCCGCAGCGCCGCCGGCCGCGCCAGCAGUAGCAGCCACGACCGCCUUUCUCUGUGGCGCGCCUUUGCAGUCGGUGACGACAGGUAUGGCACCGCCGGCGCCCGGCCUUGUGCCGCCGGCGGGGCCUGCUAUGCCGGCAUCAGCGCGUCCGGCGUCGCGGGCGCCAGUGCCAACGGCGGCCACUGCAGCAACGGCAUCAGCUCCCUCUGUGGCGCGAUCGGCAGCGCGAGCGGCGACGGAUGCGGAGGUGCUCGAGCAGCAGCAGCAGGCUUUGUUUAUCAAGCGGACGGCUGAUGAGCUGCAGCUUAGCCCGGAGCAGAUGCUGGGGCUGCGCGCGCUGUCCAAGGCGGACAUUGGUCUCCUGUAUGUCGCGCUACAACUUGAUGCAACACCCCAAACGAGGCGCAACGUGUUGGUUACGUAUGCGGAUGUCGGGAACCACGCACGCGCCGCCGCGGCCGCCGCCGCGGCGGCGCAGGUGUGACGGGGUCGUUGUGAGGUGGAGGCCUGUGGAGGGCGUCUGUCAUGUUGUCAUGAUUGUCGAAGUGUGCACAGUUUAGAGGAAGGCCUUGUGAAAUGACGCGCGACAAAUCUUGCGUGGCCGAGCCGGCAGACGCUGGGCUUGUGCACCGGCGGGGAAAAGGGUGUGUGUUCGUGUGUGUGUGGGCGGGGGGGGAGGGCGGGGGGCCGGGGUUUGGGUCGCAACCAGCUUUGGCCGAGAUGUAAUUUUUCAUGCAGAAUUGCGAUAUUGCAUACUGGACUUGCUGGCCAUUUUGUUGAACCGCGAUUGGCGAACAAACUGCAUGGGGA
Molecule: messenger RNA, 1876 nt
Organism: Chlamydomonas reinhardtii
Lineage: Eukaryota; Viridiplantae; Chlorophyta; Chlorophyceae; Chlamydomonadales; Chlamydomonadaceae
Exons: 2
Coding region: 219-1550 (443 amino acids)
Source: RefSeq, a predicted model, not a curated record